AUGAGUUGGGAUAGAGUAAUUCAAGACUCGGAUGAGGAGGAGCCUCUCAUUGAGGAUGACUUCCCAGUCUCUCCCGACCCGCUACAGCCAACCCAGUCUCCAAAAGUCCAGCAUCAUGACAAUCCCGCAGAAGCAGAUACACAUUACCCGAUCGAGCGCACUACGAAUGAAGGCUUCCCCGAACCACAAUUGAACGUCAACUUUGAUCAAUUCCUACAAUCGCAGGGAACUCAUGCGGCUUCCACAUCAUCCCAGCAACAGCGCGAAGAAAGAUGGAUUCCUUCGACCACCGAAAGUGGGGGUGGAUCAAUUGGUGCAAUGAUUACCGAAAUUGGACUCGCGCAAAAUCGACUCUUUGAUGAAUCCUCCAGUGCCGAUCAACGUAUCUCUACUACCACCUAUUAUCCCAGCGAAAUCUCCCAACCUGGAUCUUUUCCAACGAUGCAGUCAUAUCAGUACCAGCAACAUGCUCCAAUCGCUCAUGGGAAUGUUCAAUAUACCAAUAUUCCCCGCGAACAGCCUUACGAGGCGACACAGCUACUUACGCCAGGUGCUGCUGUCCCUGUGUCCGAUUACAGUCUCCCGACUGCAUCUAGUCAUGUUGAUUCACCAUCAGACGUGACGACAGCUCCUACUUCGGCUCCGUACCUCGGCGAAGGAUCUGAGAACCUAUCCAAAAAUUUCCCACAACAGCUUCACCCAGUUCCAGCAAUGGCAUACUCUCCACACGAUACUGAACCGUUCUCCUCGGUGACGUCGCCUCACGUCAACAUGUCCAAGAAUGAAAACCCGAUGCCUGGUCUAAUGUCUCCCCAUCAUCCUCCUGGUGAUGCGAAUGACGAGCUUGCUUUUCCGGGCGUAACAGUGGAAGUGCCAUCAGCCACGAAAAAACGACGGAGUCGUCCAAAGAAAGCAUCUCUUCCGGAGGAUGACGAUGACGAUGAACUGGCUAUUGAAACGGGAACAGAGCCUAGUCCCACUAAACCAAUGGAGGAAUCCGUGGGCAAUGCUGAUGUUCCUAAACCCACUGAAGAGGCCAUUGAAACGGGAGAUGAUGCCGCUAGUAUCCAAAAUACUACAGAUGUCAUCUCCGCACCAGAAGAAAAUACCGUUCCCGAGGCAGGUUCUACCGCAAUCGAGCAGCCUCAAAAAUCACAUGCCGACGACGAUGUCAUCUGGGUAGACUCGCGACCUCUACAGACAAACGGAGCGCAAGAAGAAAGUGGCAUGACUGCAGAAGCAAAACAACCCGAAGUCAACGGUGUACAAGAUGCACAGCCCGCUCCUAAGAAACGAGGACGGAAGCGCAAACAAGCAACAGAGCGUAUCGCCGAUGACCUGGACUCGGUAUCGAACACCGAUUCCACCAACGCAACCGAUGAAAAACCCGCACCUAAGAAACGGGGACGGAAGCGGAAGCAACCUGUUGAACUGGUUGAACCAGCUGAAGUGCAAGACCCAGUGUCAAAGAACGAUGUUGCUGUCAAUGAUACCGAGAAGAUCGAGGAACCGAAGGAUGAGACAAACCCCGAAGCUGAAGCAGUUCAGCAACCAGAACCAGAGCCUCAAGCAAAUACCGCCACUGAAGAGAUGAAGGAGCAGGUUAAGGUACCUCCGCAAACACCCCAGAAACCUGAGCAGAAUCCCAGCACUCCUGUUGCUGGGAAUAGUACGAAUGGCCGGAAAGGAUUAUCUAAACAUAGUCCCAUUUCUUCGACUAGCAAGGUUCCGUACCGUGUUGGACUGAGCAAGAGGGCUCGGAUCGCUCCGUUAUUGAAGAUUGUGCGGAAGUAA
Molecule: messenger RNA, 1794 nt
Organism: Penicillium malachiteum
Lineage: Eukaryota; Fungi; Ascomycota; Eurotiomycetes; Eurotiales; Aspergillaceae
Exons: 2
Coding region: 1-1794 (597 amino acids)
Source: RefSeq, a predicted model, not a curated record